Messenger RNA from Symbiodinium sp. CCMP2592, 1146 nucleotides. Lineage: Eukaryota; Dinophyceae; Suessiales; Symbiodiniaceae. The record is from the annotation of a GenBank genome assembly.
AUGCUUGAGGACAAGCCGGACGUAUUUGUCAUCGAACUGGGUUGGAACUUCCAGGCCCGAAUGCAACAACUGGACUCAGAGUUGAAGCUCUUCUGGGGGCCGCUCUUCAAAGCUUUGCUCCCCAGCUUCCGUGGGAAAGUGAUACUUUGCCUGGGGCCCGUAAGCCCUUUCAAUGCUCGUAUCUGUGAAAGAGAGUGUGGCAUCAGUCGGGCCCGCGCGCGGAAUGCAAUGAGCUCCUUAUCGAAGCUCUUGGCUUCAUGGCCAAGCGACAUUCGGAAUGCAUCCCGGGGCAAGAUUGUCAUGGUCGAUCCGGCUUUCAUGGCGCUUCCCAUGUUCUUCGAUGGAGAGACGGAUAUGGUCCGCAAGACCUCGUCGCAACAUUGGCAUCGUUACGACCGGGAGAAGUCGCCUGGGCGGAAGGUUUUUGGCGUCGUUGCAGAAACUCUUGGCCAACUGUUUCUCUCAGAGCUCUUGAAGCUCUGCGGCAUCCGGAGCAUCCCUUUUUUCUACUUCGAACCAGCGCGAGGUGACCCACACGCAGGCUUGCGCACAGUGCCCGGUGACAAGCUGCUGUCCCUGGCGGAGCUGUGGGCAAAUGGAAGUGAAAAUGGCAUAGUGCUGGCGAGCAUAGGGCAUAGCUGCCUUGCCGGCAGGGCGACACCAGGGGAGAGAGCUGCACAGAUGGCGAAGAAGGCGAAGGACCUGCCGCCGCCGAAGCGUGGGAUCCUUUUAGAGGAUGUCAACCUGCGUUAUUCCCGCAGCAGUGGUCCAGGAGGGCAGAACGUGAACAAGGUGGAAACACGUGUGCAAGCGAGUUUCGAUGUAGAUGCUGCCAACUUCCUCCCCAAAUGGGUGAAGGAGAACUUGAGAAAGCAAGAGGCGUCACGCUUCAACAAAGACGGCAUUCUCAUGGUAGACGCCGAGGAGCAGCGAACGCGACAAGAUAACACGCGGAUCGUAAUGCAGAAACUGCAGGCCAUGAUCGACAAGGCGGCGCUGAAGCCGAAGAUGCCUGACAAGGCGAAGGUGAACAAGAUGAAGAAGAUAAAGAAAGCCGCGAACGAGAAGCGGCUGCACGACAAGAAGCUCAAGAGCCAAGCUUUGCGAAAGAUGCGCGAGCGCCGCGCAAGCUUUGAUCGCUACUGA